Messenger RNA from Exophiala aquamarina CBS 119918, 519 nucleotides. RefSeq lists its product as uncharacterized. Gene Ontology annotation, cellular component: cell wall. NCBI's taxonomy places the organism in Eukaryota, Fungi, Ascomycota, Eurotiomycetes, Chaetothyriales, Herpotrichiellaceae. The transcript has 2 exons. Gene Ontology annotation, molecular function: structural constituent of cell wall. The record is from RefSeq and is a predicted model, not a curated record. The coding region runs from base 1 to 519 and encodes 172 amino acids.
AUGGCCAGCCUCAGGUAUGUUCCUCAAUGCAAGGGUCUUCCCGCCUGUCAACUGGGCUCCAAUAUUGCUCCUACCGGUGCCCCAGUAUCUCAAAUCAGCGAUGGUCAGCCUCAGGCUCCCACUGGUGCCCCAGUGUCCCAGAUCAGUGACGGUCAACCUCAAGCACCUACCGGUGCUCCCGUAUCUCAAAUUAGCGAUGGUCAGCCGCAGGCUCCCACGGGUGCCCCGGUAAGUCAGAUCAGCGACGGCCAACCCCAGGCACCUACAGGAGCACCUGUUACCCAAAUCAGUGAUGGACAGCCUCAAGCGCCUACUGGAGUCCCUGUCACUCAGAUUAGCGAUGGUCAACCUCAAGCUCCCACGGGCGCCCCAGUGUCUCAAAUCAGUGACGGCCAAGUCCAGGCUGCCACCGGCACCAGCGCUGCACCCGCCGCUUAUACUGGUGCAGCGCACCGUAACGGCAUCUCUGGUGGUCUCGCAAUUGCAGGUGCUAUUGCAGGUGCGGUCAUCCUCAUUUAG